GUUACCUGCCGCGGCGGCGGCCGUUGGGCGCUGAGGGGUUCGGCCGGGGGCGGCCGCCGCCGCCAUGGAGGGCGCCGCCCUGCCCAUCGCCCGGUACCGGCGAGCGCUGGUGCAGGCUGUCAGGGACCGGCCCUUCCUCAUCGUCACCGGCGAGACGGGCAGCGGCAAAAGCACGCAGCUCCCCAAGUACCUCUUCGAGGCAGGGCUCGCCAAACACGGGGCCAUUGGCGUGACCCAGCCGCGGCGUGUGGCCACCCUCUCGGUGGCGCGGCGAGUGGCCGAGGAGAUGGGCUGCUCGCUGGGGAGCAUCGUCGGCUACCAGGUCCGCUUCGACGACUGCACCUCCGAGGAUACUGCAAUAAAGUAUAUGACUGAUGGCUGCUUGUUGAGACAAAUAUUGGCAGACCCUCUCCUCAGCAAGUACAGUAUCAUCAUUUUGGAUGAAGCCCACGAGCGGAGCCUCAGCACAGACAUUUUAUUUGGUUUGCUGAAGAAAUUAUUUCUAGAGAAGAAACCACCAGGUAGGAAGCAGGACAUGAAACUGGUGGUGAUGUCAGCUACUCUGGAGGUAGACAAGCUCUCAGAGUUCUUUGGACACUGUUCAGUGCUGCAUAUUCCAGGAAGAAAUUAUCCAGUCAAGGAGAUAUUCUGCAACCUGCUUGGCCCGAAGGAUACAGCAAGCUCUGCGUAUGUUACAGAGGCUAUAAAAGUGACGUUGGAUAUCCAUUUAAAUGAACCCAGAGGGGACAUCUUGGUUUUUCUGACAGGUCAAGCUGAGAUAGAGAGAACUUGUGACUUACUUUUCCAGAAAGCAGAAUGUAUAGAUUACCGCUAUGAAGUACAAGAUUGUUCUGUUGAAGGCCUGCUUAUCUUGCCAUUGUAUGGAUCAAUGUCCACAGAUCAACAGAAAAGAAUAUUUCUGCCAGCUCCUACAGGCAUUAGAAAGUGUGUGGUAUCAACAAACAUUGCUGCAACAUCUCUGACGAUUGAAGGAGUCAGGUACGUGGUAGAUAGUGGAUUUGUGAAGCAGUUGAAUCAUAACCCCCGAGUUGGCUUGGACAUCCUGGAAGUGGUUCCCAUUUCAAAGAGUGAAGCAACGCAACGAGCUGGCAGAGCUGGCAGGACAUCAUCUGGAAAAAGCUAUCGGCUAUACAGCAAAGAAUUCUGGGAGCAAUGUAUGCCUGAUCACACUGUCCCAGAGAUCAAGAGAACCAGUCUGACAUCUGUGAUCCUGACCUUGAAGUGCCUUGCUGUGCAUGAUGUCAUCAGAUUUCCCUAUUUGGACUGCCCUGAAGAGAGGCUUAUUUUAGAAGCUCUCAAGCAACUUUACCAGUGUGAUGCUAUUGACAGGAGAGGCCACGUGACAAGACUUGGUGAAUUUCUGGUGCAAUUUCCCCUCCCUCCUAACCUGACCUGUGCCGUCAUAAAAGCUGCUUCUCUUGACUGUGAAAAUCUGCUACUUCCCAUAGCAGCCAUGUUGUCUGUGGAAAAUGUCUUCAUUCGUCCAGGUGAGCCUCAGAAACAGAAGGAAGCAGAACUUCGGCACCAGGAACUUUCUUCGCAAGUGGGAGGAUGUAAUGACUUUGCAACCCUCUUAAAUAUUUUUGAACAGUGCAAAUCAAGCAAGUCUCCUUCAGUUUGGUGCCAGAAACACUGGAUCCAUUGGAGAGCUUUAAAAUCUGCUUUUAGUGUGGAAACACAACUUCGGGAAAUAAUCAGUAAACUGAAACAGUUGCCAGACUUCCCUAAAGAAAAAUUUGAAGGCUCCAGAACUGAAAUACUAAGAAGAUGUUUGUGUGCAGGGUAUUUUAUCAAUGUAGCGAGGAGAUCUGCAGGCAGGACAUUCUGCACAAUGGACGGACAUGGCAGCAUGGUCUAUAUCCAUCCUUCAUCUACGUUGUACAACCAGGAGACUCAUCUUGAGUGGAUCAUCUUCCAUGAUGUCGCAGUGACAUCCAAAAUCUAUGUCCGGACAGUGUGUCCAAUUCGCUAUGAAUGGGUCAAAGACUUGUUGCCCAAAUUGCAUCAAAUCGAUGCAUAUGAAUUGAGCAGCGUGGCACGGGAAGAAGUAACUGAAGAGGAAAUAACCAAGUGGAAAUGCAAAGAGGACCUUAAAAGGCAAUUUGAAGGAGUCACAGAUAACUCUGCUAAGAAGAUGGAGAGAAGGAAUGAUGACGUAUCAAUACUGAAUGCCCGAGCUCGCUACCUUGAGAGAAAGCAGCAAAGAGCCCAGGGUUUAAGUGGCCCACUGAAAGGAAUGGGUUAGUACUGAUGGAUGCUCUACUCCAGUGUGAGGAAAGGUCAUUUGGUGCUGCUGUUCUGGAUAUGUUUGCAUAAUGCAAAAUGACUUACAGGAAUGAGAGAGAACUUCUGGUCUGUGGUAAGUUUAACUGCCUGUGUGUACAAACAUGAUCUUCCUUCCUGUAUUCAGCAAGGAAAAGUUACCAAGGUGUUUUUGUUGCUGUGUGUCACAGGCAACAAUUUACUGACCUCAACUGUGGGUGAAGACAUGAUGCUUACAGUGAUGCCAGUUCUGUGGCACUUCAUUGACUUAGAAAGGUCUCAGUGGUCUGGGUGACAUUAUCAAUAAAAUUUUCUUUCUUCUUCUUCUUCUUUUUUUUUUUUUUUUAAGGAAUUGGAACUGUCACUUUUUAAUCUGUUUUACUGUAUAUGGUUGUGGUUAUAUCAUCUUUUUACGCUUACUCAGGAAAAUUUGUGGGAAGUCAUCUUUUAAUGAUGGAACUGCUGGGACCUAAAAUCAGAAAGAUGUUUGCCACAUGCAUUUUCUGUGGCAGACAGUAUUAUUCCUACUGUGUGUUGUACUGUACCGUGUACAGUGAUGGUUCUGGGUGAAGCUUUCUUUGUAUGUAAAGUAUUUUGUAGAUGUAUCUUCACAUUACUGUCAACAAUACACAAUUUUUGUCAGAAAUGACUAAGCAUUGCGUGUUUUUUUCCCACUUGGCAAAAAGACAGCUGUCAAUCCAGUUGUUAGCCAGGUUACAUCCUGCAGUCCAUCAGCAGGCUACUGCCUACUAGGCUGGGGGAGUUUUUUGAGGUUAGUGGCUAAUAUAUGGACUAUUCCUAAUUUGUACAAAGAACGCGUGAAGGCAUAAAGAAAUCAUAGCUUUAUCUUUAGUCAGGUAUAGCAAAGCAAAAAGCUAUGACUGUCUUACCUCUUCAUUGAGAAGGAGACAAAUUGUAAGCAUUUAAGAUUAUUAAGGUGACAGUAAGAGAUUCAGUGUGGAGCUUGUCUGUCUUGUUCUGGUUCAUUUUUAUGUUUUUACAUUUUAUACAAGAGAAUUUCUGAAAUACUAGAAGAACCUGGUGCCAUUUUUCAUGUCUGAGCUGUGUGCAGCAGUGUUAUCUCCUUUACAUGCUUUUCUCUU
Molecule: messenger RNA, 3386 nt
Organism: Rhea pennata
Lineage: Eukaryota; Metazoa; Chordata; Aves; Rheiformes; Rheidae
Gene: DHX40
Product: DEAH-box helicase 40
Exons: 17
Coding region: 65-2266 (733 amino acids)
Cellular component (GO): intracellular anatomical structure
Molecular function (GO): helicase activity; RNA binding; ATP binding
Source: RefSeq, a predicted model, not a curated record